ACAAAUAAAUUCAAAAUCUUCCAGAACCACACAGACUUUACUAGAACAUUCUAGAAAAAUUUAAAAGCUUCCACAAUGUUCUACUACUUUUAUAAACCUUAUAAAAGACGAGACAUUUCACCUUUCACCACAUUUAAGUUUGUAUCUGCUUGCAUUCAAGUCGAAGAACGGUUUUUACCACUGAUUAAAAAGUAUUUAAAGUUUGUGAAAGUUAAAAUAAAUUUUAUUAAAAGAUGUCCAUGUUUCCAUACCAUCAACCUUCACCUAUGGAUAUUUUCGAAGAUCCUUUCUUCCACGGAGGUUUGGAACCGCGUUUUGGAUUGGGAUUGUUACCGAGCGAUUUUCAUACGAAUCGAAUUGUUCCUCGUUCUUCUACUCAUCAUUUGGCGACCGGUUAUCGUCGCCCAUGGGCAAUUGCACGCCAGGCUGCUAAUGAACUAGCCCGAGAUCAAAAGAAUUUGCAUUUCGGAAAGGAUGGAUUCCAAGCUUGUGUUGAUGUUCAUCAUUUUGAACCAUCUGAAAUUACUGUGAAGACUGUUGAUCAUACCAUUCUCAUUGAAGGGAAACAUGAAGAAAGAGACGAUGGACAUGGUUCUGUCCAGCGACAUUUUCUUCGCAAAUAUGUUUUACCCAAAGAAUAUGAUGUUAACACAAUCCAAUCAUCAUUAUCUUCUGAUGGUGUUUUGACAAUCAAAGCACCACCACCACAAGCUAUCGCUAGUGGUGAACGUCACGUCCCUAUCACUCAUACAAAUGCACCGGCUCAUUUGAGUUUGAAGUUAAACAAGCCACAUGAUAAUGAUAAGAAUGGCAAGAAUGAAAAGAAAUAAGAUACUGCUCUAAUACUUAAUCAGAAUUUACCUUUGGAUGCUUUCAUUUUGUCUUUUCAUAACUUUCUAUUAUAAGUGUUCAUUACAAUCUAAAUCUACCUAAUAAAGCUGAUGCCGGAAUCAAUUUAACAGUAAUAAAUGAUAA
Molecule: messenger RNA, 975 nt
Organism: Clunio marinus
Lineage: Eukaryota; Metazoa; Arthropoda; Insecta; Diptera; Chironomidae
Source: the annotation of a GenBank genome assembly